AUGUCUGCUGAAACUCACACACAACAAAAACAAGAAAAACCAAAAUCAUUUGCUAAAAGAGAUGAACUCGCUGCAAUUGAAACUGAAUUAAACAAACAAUGGAAUGAUGCUCAUUUGUAUGAAACUGGACCUAUUGAUCCAAAUCAAAAGAAGUAUAUGGUUACAUUCCCAUUCCCAUAUAUGAAUGGUAGACUUCAUUUAGGACAUACAUUUACAGUUACUAAAGCAGAAUUUGCAGCACGUUAUCAUAAAUUAAAAGGAGAAGCAGUAAUGUUCCCAUUUGGAUUUCAUUGUACUGGUAUGCCUAUUAAAGCAUGUGCUGAUAAACUUAAAACAGAAAUAGAAAAGUAUGGAUGUCCACCAGUAUUUCCAGUUGAACAAGAAUCUAAACCAGUUGAAACACAAAAAGUAAAUGUAGAAACACUUGAUGUACAUAGAUCUGCUAAAGCCAAAACUAAACAAAAAGGAGGUAAACAUCAAUGGGAUAUUCUUAAAUCAAAUGGUAUUCCAGAAUCAGAAAUUCCUAAAUUUGUUGAUCCACUUCAUUGGCUUCAAUACUUCCCACCAUUAGGAGUUGAAGACCUUAAACUUAUGGGUGUUGCAGUUGAUUGGAGAAGAUCAUUUAUUACUACUGAUCAUAAUCCAUACUUUGAUAGUUUUAUUAGAUGGCAAUUCCUUAAAUUAAAAGAAAUGGGUAAAAUUCAAUUUGGUAAAAGAUAUACUAUUUAUUCACCACUUGAUGGACAACCAUGUGCUGACCAUGACCGUGCUAGUGGAGAAGGAGUUAUUCCACAAGAAUAUGUUGCUAUUAAAAUGAAAGUAAUUGAAAGUAAAAGUGAAUUAAUUAAUAAAUUAAUGAAAGAAGGUAAAUCAAUUUUCUUAAUUGCUGGAACAUUGAGGCCAGAAACUAUGUAUGGACAAACAAAUUGUUGGAUUCAUCCAGAUAUUAAUUAUAAAUUAUUUGAAAUGAAAAAUGGAGAAAUUGCAGUUUGUACUCAGAGAUGUGGAAAUAAUUUAGUUUAUCAAGAACUUCUUAAAGAAACACCUGUAGAUUAUAAAGCAGUUUCAAUUGGUAAUGUUAAAGGAAGUGAAUUAUUAGGAACUGCUCUUAAAGCACCACUAACAUCAUAUGAUAAGAUUUACACACUUCCAAUGACUACUAUUUUAGAAGAUAAAGGAACUGGUAUUGUUACUUCUGUUCCAUCUGAUUCUCCAGAUGAUUAUAUGAAUGUUUACACACUUAAAAAUAAACCAGAAUAUAGAAAGAAAAUGGGAGUUGCUGAUGAAUGGGUUAUGCCAUUUGAACUUAUUGAAAUUUGUGAGAUUCCAGAAAUGGGAAGAAGAGCUGCUGAGACUGCUUGUCAUGAACUUAAAAUUAAAUCACCAAAUGAUAGAAAACUUCUUGACCAAGCUAAAGAAAAAGUGUAUACACAAGGAUUUUAUAAUGGUGUCUUAACUGUUGGUAAAUAUAAUGGACAAAAAAUUAAAGACGCUAAAGUCCCAAUUAAAGCAGAAAUGAUUGAAAAUGGAGAAGCUUUUGUAUAUUCAGAACCAACAUCAACAGUAAUAUCUAGAAGUGGAGAUGAAUGUGUUGUAUCAUUAUGUGAUCAAUGGUAUAUUACAUAUGGAGAAGAAGAGUGGAAAAAUGAAACACUCAAGAGAGUAGAAAAAAUGGAGACAUAUCAUAAUUCUACUCGUGAAACUUUAAAACAUGGAUUGAAUUGGAUGAAUCAAUGGGCUUGUAGUAGAAACUUCGGACUUGGAACAUUAAUCCCAUGGGAUAAAAGAUAUCUCAUUGAAUCACUUUCUGAUUCUACCAUUUAUAUGGCUUAUUAUACUAUUGCACAUUACCUUCAAGGUAAUUUAAAUGGAUCAGAACAAGGAAUUGGACAUAUUACACCAGAACAAAUGACACCUGAGGUUUGGGAUUAUUUGUUUGCAGAAAAAGAAAUACCAGAAAAUACAACUAUUCCAAAAGAGACUUUAACUAAAAUGAAACAAGAAUUCGAAUAUUGGUAUCCAUUUGAUGUUAGAGUAACAGGUAAAGAUCUUUUAACAAAUCAUUGUUUGUUCUGUCUUUAUACACACACAGCUAUGUUUGGUGAAGACAAGUUCCCAAAAGGAAUGAGAGCCAAUGGACAUUUAUUGAUUAAUAAUGAAAAGAUGGCUAAAUCUACUGGUAAUUUCUUGUCUCUUACUGAUGGUAUUGAAUUGUAUACUUCAGAUGGAAUGAGAAUUGGUCUUGCUGAUGCUGGAGAUGGUGUAGAAGAUGCUAACUUUGCAAAAGAAACUGCAGAUAAUGGAUUGUUGAGACUUCAUACAUUACUUCAAUGGAUUAAAGAAACACUUCAAUUAAUCAAAGACAACAAGUGUUGUAAUGAUGAGCCAAAUACAUUUGCUGAUAAAACAUUUGAAGCUCAAAUUAAUGUAAGUGUCCAUGCCACUGAUGCUGCAUAUCUUAAAAUGUUAUUCCGUGAAGCUCUUCAUAAAGGAUUUUAUGAAUUAACUCUUGCACGUGAUAGUUAUAUUGCUUAUUGUGAAACUGUUGGAAUUCCAAUGAAUGCUCAUUUACUUAAGAAAUAUAUUGAAAUUCAAAUCAAGUUACUUUAUCCAAUUGCUCCACAUUUUUGUGAUUAUGUUUGGAGAGAUCUUUUAGGUAAUAAAACAUUCUUAUGGAAUGAGAGAUUCCCAGAAGUUCCAGAAGCAAAUGUACAAAUUCUUAAUGAAGCAGAAUAUCUUGCUAAAAUUGUUUAUAAAUUUAGAUCUAGUGUUGAGUCUUAUUGUCAUCCAAAACCAAAGAAAGGACAAAAGGCUAUAGUUAAUGAACCACCAAAAGAAGCUGAAAUUAUGGUUGGUACAAUUACUCCAGAUUGGCAAUUGGAGUGUGCUAAAGUAUUAAAAGAAAUUGUUACUAUAGUUGGUGAUGUCCCAACUUUCCCACCACAAAAAGAACUUGCCUCUCGUUUAUGUCUUAAUGCAUUAAUCAAAAAGAACUCUAAAAAGGCUAUGUCAUUUGCUAUGAUGCUUGUUGAAAAUGUUAAAAAGAGUGGAUUAAAAGCUCUUGACCUUGCUCUUCAAUUCAAUGAAGUAUCAUUCCUUGAAUCACAAAUAACCUACAUCAAAAAUGUCUUAAAACUUGAAAAAGUAAUUGUUACUAGUAUUAAGACACCAGAUGAAAAACUUAUUCCAGGUGAACCAGUUAUGACCAAUUUCAAAUAA
Messenger RNA from Entamoeba dispar SAW760, 3219 nucleotides. Its product is annotated as leucyl-tRNA synthetase, cytoplasmic, putative. The coding region runs from base 1 to 3219 and encodes 1072 amino acids. Gene Ontology annotation, biological process: leucyl-tRNA aminoacylation. Gene Ontology annotation, molecular function: leucine-tRNA ligase activity; ATP binding; aminoacyl-tRNA deacylase activity. The record is from RefSeq and is a predicted model, not a curated record. NCBI's taxonomy places the organism in Eukaryota, Evosea, Mastigamoebida, Endamoebidae. The transcript has a single exon.